Molecule: messenger RNA, 2183 nt
Organism: Paramacrobiotus metropolitanus
Lineage: Eukaryota; Metazoa; Tardigrada; Eutardigrada; Parachela; Macrobiotidae
Exons: 3
Coding region: 377-1624 (415 amino acids)
Biological process (GO): protein phosphorylation
Molecular function (GO): protein kinase activity; ATP binding
Source: RefSeq, a predicted model, not a curated record
UUGAGAGCAGCAGGUACUUAUUUUUCGAUGCCGGUAUAUCGUGCCUUGUGAUGCACAUACAGUAUGUGGUUAUGUAAACACGAAGCAGACCUAAUGUAGUACCCAAACAACGCAGGUGUAAGCUGGAAUUUUCCGUGCGGCACCUGCGACGAACAGGCCGAGCCACCGCGAAAGGAAUAUUUGUACGCCGGACAUCCUUGGCCUAUCCAUCACAACGUCACCGGAUGAAGAAUUACAGAGCGUGCGCCGCGAUCUUUGCGCAGUCGUGAACGCAGUUAUCCAAACACCGCAAGGUCAUGGAAGAAUUUAUCCGGAGAACAUCCAAUCAGCAGAUAACAUAACGCUCGGCCUAGUUGCUGACCUGCAAAAGUUAUGGAUGAAGUGGAUCAAAGAGGGUUCUUUUAAUGUUGCAUAUAUUCCCCCGGAAGCUUUUGCAGAAACUGCGAUACCAAAUUCCAUGGGAAAUACCAGCAAAGCCGAUUCCUGGGCGCUCGGAUGUUUGACCAUUUGGUUCGUAAACAUCGAUCAGCCGCUGAAGCUCGUGCGGCACAAGCGCUUUGCUUCGGGAGUCGAGGUGUUUAAAAUGGAGCAGCCGCUGCUUCCAAAACUACAGGCACUCUAUGCGGGGGCGGGGCAACAGAAAAACCUUGUGAUAGGUCCGAAGAUCGAACUAAUCAGACCGGUACCGUGUGCCUGCGACGACUUCUUAGGUCACUGCUCGGAGUUGGAUCCGGCUAAGCGGUGGAGUUUAGAGCAGCUGCGUCUUCAUCCUUUUUUGGAUUUGAGUAAAUCCGUAGAUGACCUUUUUGCAAUGGAUGCGAUUUAUUAUCAGCAAACGUUGCCAUUUAAAGAGAUGUUCACGGUGACAAAAGUGCAAAAGCAUCCGUAUCUAAGGAGCGAGGAUAUGUUGCUGACGCAUCAAAUAGGCGAACUCGUGUACAGGAAUCCCGGUAACCGUCCACCGCAGGUGGUUGAUAUCAUGCGCUUUGGGAUAUACGCCACCGGAGAACAAACGCUGUCGAAGCAGCGUGAUUUGUGGACAAAAGCUUUUGGAAAAAUGGGUGAAGCGUUGGCUAUGGAAGCCAGUACGGACGUUAAAACGAAAGAAUGGGCUAAUGUCUACAGGAUGCGGGCAUUACAACAGGAUGCGGGCGUUGCUACAGAUGGAAAUAAGAACAUUGUGCAACAUUUUGGCUGUCAGUUUGUCGAGCACCCUGAUUCUGCUUUGCCAAUGGAAAUACAGGUUUUUUCGGAGCACUGUGCAGGAGGUUCGUUCAAAGAUGCGGCUGAAUACCGACUCCCUAUGGACAUCAUUGUUAAGUGGACUCGGGAGGCACUGCAAGGCCUUAAGUACCUCCAUGGACACCGCAUUGUCCACCGCAACAUCAACAGCAGCGUUAUCCUCUUCAGUGAAUCCAGUUUCAAGGGAACCAUCAAAAUCGGAGGUUUCCAGUAUAUGCGACAGUUAGAAACGGACCGCACUGAGCAGCAUGCAGUCAGUGCUCGGCAAGGACACGAUGGACGGUUUGCAGCUCCUGAAGUCGUGAAUUCCUACGCGGAAGAUGUCAACGUGGGAAGAAAAUGUGAUAUUUGGGGUCUUGGAUGUGUUUUCUGCAUUUGUUAAGCGGUGCGCCACCAUUGUACACUGGGUUAAAAGAUAAGCCGAUGAUGCUGGAAAUGGCGAUUCUCUAUAACCUCAACAGCGCCAACAGAAAGCUGCCUCAAUUUUAUGACUGGAUACCGACUAAAGCCCAGGAAUUCAUUGAGGCCUGUUUUAAGUUUGAUCCGCGGGAACGAGCAACUGCCGCUGAGCUUCUUCAGAAAAUGGCAACGGAAAAAUGGGAGAUGACUGAGUCGGAAGGUGCGCAUUAUCUCGCAAGUCGCAAAGGUGAAGAACUACCUAGUGGUGUGGCGGACUACUGGAGAAACUACGUCUAAUAUUUAUGUGUUCAUUGCUCACGUCUUUUGCACAAUGUCCGAAAGUACUUAAAUUGUCUUAUUACUGCCAUCUUUCAUCAUCUUGGUGAUUACUGUUGCAUUUUCCAGUUUACUUUAUCACGUCGCGUUUACGAUUGGUAGCUGUCUGUGUCCAAGUGCAACGUUCGUGGCGGAAGUAAUGUUUUGUAAUACGCAAAAAAAUCUGCAAUGUACGCGCUGUGUUAUUGUUCAGAAGUGCUAAAUUG